This is a messenger RNA of Rattus rattus (black rat), 753 nucleotides long. Its product is annotated as high mobility group protein B4-like. NCBI's taxonomy places the organism in Eukaryota, Metazoa, Chordata, Mammalia, Rodentia, Muridae. The record is from RefSeq and is a predicted model, not a curated record. Gene Ontology annotation, biological process: regulation of transcription by RNA polymerase II. Gene Ontology annotation, molecular function: DNA binding, bending.
AUGGGUUUGAAUCCAGAACUUGGCCUCUUGCUGGGCUAUGAGCGGGUGGCUUGGCUGGAAAAAGCUAACCGUUAUGUCCAAGUGUCGCAGCAAAAGCACAGGACAAAUCCAGAGCCCUUUUUUCAAGCUGGACACUUUUCUGCUGGGGUUUGUGAAUCCCAGGCCCAGAGCCGCAUUACUACGUGGCUGCUGCAGUUUGAAUCCCUGCGUCGCCAUCUGCUGCAGGAUGGGAGUUCGUGCUUCUAUAAUCAUGGGAAAAGAAAGCAAGAAAGACCGAAAGUGAACGUCUCUCCUUAUGUCCACUUUAUGAUGGACUUCAGAAAUCAAAUGAGGGAGCAACAGCCAAACACGAGUAUGACUUUCGAAUUUUCUAGAAAGUGUUCUGAAAAGUGGAGGACCAUCUCGAAGAAGGAAAAGAAGAAGUAUGAAGCCCUAGCCAAGCGCGACAAAGAUCGGUACCAACAUGAAAUGAGAAACUACACCGGACCGAGAAGGGAGAGAAGAAGGAGGGAUGCAGAUGCACCGCGGAAGCCCCCAUCCUCGUUCCUGCUCUUCUCCAUGGAACACUUUGACCAGAUAAAAGAACAACACCCAAACUGGACUGUGGGGCAGUUGGCCAAGGCUGCAGGGAGGAUGUGGGCCAGGUGUUCGGAAGAGGAUAAAAUCCCCUACGAGGAGAGGGCUGCCGUUCUGAGGGCCAAGUACCUUGAAGAACGGGAGGCCUACUACCACCAAUGCCAGCACAGGAACUAA